GAUAGGCAUUAUAUAUGAUUUUGUUUAUUCACCACAACAAUCCCUUCAGUCUCAUUCAACAAUGGCUUCCACAGCUACGCCUUCUACUCUCACUCUUUCCUCUAUUUUCUCACAAGAACUCAACCCCAAUUCUCUAAUUUUCAAAUCAAAGCCUCUUCUUUUCACAACCCACAAAUCUUUUUCUCUGCACACAUUAAGCCUCCAGUACAAAGAGAGGAAGAAUGGACCUCUUGUUGUUGCUGCUAUGGCUGCUGAAGCUGAGGUUGAAGAGGAUGUAGAACAGGAAGGUGAAGAAGGUGGAGAAGGGGCUGUUGCUGUUUUAAUUCCACCGUCUAAGCCUAAGAAAGGCAAGGCUGCAUUGCCCUUGAAGAGGGAUAGAACGCGGUCUAAGAGGUUCUUGGAGAUUCAGAAAUUAAGAGAAAUCAAGAAAGAGUAUGACUUGAAAACGGCUAUAGAACUGCUCAAACAAACAGCUAGCUCAAAGUUUGUUGAAACCGCUGAAGCUCAUUUCCGGCUCAAUAUUGACCCAAAAUACAACGAUCAGCAGCUUAGGGCAACUGUUAACUUGCCCAAGGGAACAGGUCAAACUGUUAAAGUGGCUGUCCUUACCCAAGGUGAAAAGUUCGAUGAAGCGAAAAAUGCAGGAGCUGAUAUAGUGGGUGGGGAGGAUUUGAUAGAACAGAUAAAGGGAGGAUUUAUGGAGUUUGACAAAUUGAUUGCAACACCAGAUAUGAUGCCUAAGGUUGCUAGCUUAGGUAGGGUCCUUGGUCCUAGAGGACUCAUGCCAAACCCAAAAGCUGGUACUGUCACUACAAAUAUACCUCAGGCUAUUGAGGAAUUCAAAAAGGGUAAAGUAGAAUACCGAGCAGAUAAAACUGGAAUUGUUCACUUGCCAUUUGGAAAAGCAAAUUUCUCGGAAGAAGAUCUUAUCAUAAACUUCAUUGCAGCAGUGAAAUCAGUGGAAGCAAACAAGCCAUCAGGUGCCAAAGGAGUGUAUUGGAAGAGUGCACAUGUAUGCUCGUCGAUGGGGCCAUCCAUUCGGUUAAAUGUAAGGGAGAUGCUGGAGUACAAGCUUCCGAAUGCUUAAUUGAGCAAGACAUGUAUAUUGUAUCUUCUAUCAUCUACCUAAGUUUCUUCGGCGCCUUAUCUGAGCUUCCAUUUUGUGAGGGUUAGGAUACAAAGUAGGUGGAGUUUGAAAGGAGAUCCAAACUUCAUAUUGUCAAUAUCAGUGUGGAAGCAUUCGUAGGCACAGUUGGUAAAAGAAUAAUUUUGUUUGAUAUUGUCAAUGUUUAUGUUCAGUUUAAUUCUUACUAGGUGCUAAUGUACAUUAUGCUUCGAUUUGCUAAAAAAGGGAGCUAAUUCAAAUUUCAGAAGUUUUCUA
This is a messenger RNA of Solanum verrucosum, 1381 nucleotides long. Its product is annotated as 50S ribosomal protein L1, chloroplastic. Gene Ontology annotation, cellular component: large ribosomal subunit. NCBI's taxonomy places the organism in Eukaryota, Viridiplantae, Streptophyta, Magnoliopsida, Solanales, Solanaceae. The transcript has 7 exons. Gene Ontology annotation, biological process: translation. Gene Ontology annotation, molecular function: RNA binding; structural constituent of ribosome. The coding region runs from base 62 to 1087 and encodes 341 amino acids. The record is from RefSeq and is a predicted model, not a curated record.